Coffea arabica (coffee) is the source of this 3034-nucleotide messenger RNA. Lineage: Eukaryota; Viridiplantae; Streptophyta; Magnoliopsida; Gentianales; Rubiaceae. The record is from RefSeq and is a predicted model, not a curated record.
GAUUUAUAUGGACGUUCUUAGAGCUACAAGAUCCUCAAAAUCAUUGCAUGAUAGAAUGAGGGAUAAGCAGAUAUUGAACAACUUCAAUGAUUCUCUGAUAAGUCGUCUCUGGGAGUUGUUAUGCUGCAGCUCUAGCUUUGUGGAUUCUAUGAAAGAUGAGAUGCCAAUACUCUAUGCAGGACUGAGGUUUUUGAGAAGCAUUUUAAGGGAGCAGCAGGAGAAGAUGAAUGAGCAAAACGAAAAAAUUGGUGCUCUUCUUUGUGAGGCAGGCAUUAUAAUUUGCUCGCCUUCUCUAAACAGAGUGAAGGAAGGAGAAGUUAGCUUCUUAGAAUCCACAGAGGUCCUUGACUGUUGUGAUAUGCUGGCUAAUACCAACACCCAUCUCAAGCAUUUUAAGGAUCAGAUCAGUGGCUCAAGCGUUAUUGAAAGUCUUCCUUCCUUUCAUAGCUUAAGAGCACCAGAAGUUAGCAAGACUUCCACCCACAUGCUAUCAAAAGGUAAAAUGCCAAUAGCCCAUGAAGUCAUGGUUGGUCUUGAUGAUGAGGCAGAAAAAGUAAUUGAACGACUUGUAAGCGGAUCAAAACAGGUGGAAAUUGUUCCCAUUGUGGGAAUGGCUGGGCUUGGUAAGACAACUUUAGCCAAAAAAGUUUACAAUGAUAGUUCAGUAAUCUAUAACUUCCACAUUCGUCUUUGGUGUAUAGUUUCUCAAGCCUAUAACAUGCAAAAUGUGUUACUUCAAAUUUUACACUCUGAUGGCAAACAUUCGAGGAUGGAUGAUGAGUUUCAAAAUCUGGAUGAACAUGCGUUGCUUCAAAAGCUCUACCAAAAGCUGAAGGGGAAUCGGUAUCUUGUUGUUUUUGAUGAUGUCUGGGACAUUGAAGUAUGGAAUGAGCUGGGAAUUUCAUUCCCGGAUGACAAGAAAGGAAGUAGAAUCAUCUUCACAAGUCGAUCUUCUAAUGUGGCUUCACAGGUUGAAUAUGGGGGGAAACCUCACAAUCUUCGCCCACUCAGUGAGAAAGAAAGUUGGGAAUUACUGCAGAAGAAGGUUUUUGGAAAAGAAGAUUGUCCUCAAGCAUUUCAUGGAUUGGGAAUGGAGAUCGCCAAAAAGUGCAAAGGAUUGCCACUUUCAAUUGUUGUUGCAGCUGGAGUCCUAGCAACUAUAGAGCAUGAUAUUUGUGUUUGGGAAGGAUUUGCUGAAAGUUUAAGUUCAACCACGGUGUCUGAUGCAGAACAAUGCAAAAAGUCGAUGGAGCUCAGUUAUGAGCAUUUACCAUAUCACUUGAAGGCCUGCUUGCUGUAUUUUGCUGCAUUUCGAGAGGAUGAAAAAAUUUGUGCCAAGAAGUUGAUGUGUCUCUGGAUUGCAGAAGGGUUUGUGGAAAAAAUUGAAGGAGAGAGACUGGAGGACAUUGCAGAAGAAUAUUUGAUGGACCUAAUUGGUCGAAACCUAGUUAUGGUAAGUGAAAACAGAUCCAUUGGAGGAGUCAAAACUUGUUACAUUCACGAUUUGAUAUUUGAGUUCUGUAAGGGUGAGGCGAAAGAAAAGAAAUUUCUUCAGGUCCUGCGAGGAUAUGAUGAGCUUUCUAUCUUUAAUGAACCUCCCAACCUACCUCGGUUGUCCAUUUGCUCCAGUGAAGAGGAUUUUAUAAAGUCAAAGCUAUUUUGUCCAUAUUUAGGUACUCUGGUAUUCUUUGAUGCUACUCCAGGACGUAAUAAGUUUAAGUUGCUUAAUAUCUCCUUCCUUUUUUGCAUCUACAAACAUCUUAAAGUUCUGAAUUUAGAGGGCAUUAACCUAAGGCUGAAGGAACUCCCAACUGAAGUCGAAUCACUUCUUUGUUUGAGGUACUUAGCCCUUACAGCUUGGAAAAUGAAAUUCAUUCCCCCAUCUAUAGCCAAUCUCUCACAUUUGGAAACCUUUCGUCUAAAAUCUGGUGAGAAGAUUUCAUUGCCGGACAGUAUCUGGAACAUGAAGAAGUUGAGGCAUGUACAUGUAAGGCGUGUUUGUCUUCCUUCCAAUAAAAACGUUGUGAAAAUUCUCUGCACCCUACACAAUUUAGACACACUCUCUACUCUGUGUCUUUUUCGUCGAGGGGAAGAGAACAUAUUGAGAAGGAUUCCCAAUAUUCGCCAACUUAAAAUUUUCAAUUGUUGGGGAAAAAGAAGUGUGCGCUGCGACAUGAGUCGACUAGAAUGCCUAGAAUCACUCACCUUAGGGGGCUACAACUUCUCAGGUUCACGGGAACAUGUUGGGCUUUCUUUUCCCAAGAAUUUGAAAAAGUUGUGUCUUUCCAACCUGGGUCUAUCCUGUCGAAAAAUGUCAUUGAUUGAACAAUUACCCAAUCUUGAAGUCCUCAAAUUAAGACAGCGGUCAAUGGACGGCCAAAAAUGGGAGUUGAUGGAAGGAGGAUUCCCUAAACUCAGGGUCUUGACGUUGGAAGAUGUAGAGGUUGUGGAGUGGAUAGAGACAGACCAUGACAGUGAUGAUUACUUCCCGUGCCUUCAGCAAUUAAAACUCCACAGAAUUUCUUAUUUGGAAAUGAUGCCUGCUUGUUUAGGGCGUAUACCAACUCUUGAAACCAUUAAGAUGAAUGUUUGUGGAGAUGGUGUCAAAUCUUUAGUAUGGGAAAUUGCAGAAGAACAGAAAAAUUAUGGAAAUGAGAAUCUGAAGAUCAUUUAUGGAAAAUAUUGAAGGGCAUCAGCGGGUACAAUAUCAGGGAGUGCUACGGUAGUGCUCAUCUGUGUGGUUUGGCUUUCUUUGGUGCUUUUGUAGAAGAUUUGAGGUGACAGUAGGCUCUUUUCUUGUCAAGAUAUGGUGGAAACAAUGAAUGAGGCUUGUACACCAUUCACAAUUUUAUCAAUCUGCAUGGCAGCAUAAAGGCCAUGCAGAUAAUUUGCUGUUGGCGUAUUUUGUGUAAUUUCGUUUUGCUGAAUUUAGUAAUGGUUGUGUGUUAUUUCUUUUCAAACAUGUGUGAAUUUGCUGAAUUGGGACAGUGUACGAAGAUACUGCGCAAAUGGUUGGCCUUUUGCUCUCAAGAAA